This is a messenger RNA of Lucilia sericata (common green bottle fly), 1758 nucleotides long. RefSeq lists its product as uncharacterized. The transcript has a single exon. The record is from RefSeq and is a predicted model, not a curated record. Bases 1 to 1758 code for a protein of 585 amino acids. Lineage: Eukaryota; Metazoa; Arthropoda; Insecta; Diptera; Calliphoridae.
AUGCAACUAACAACAUUAAUAACUUUAUUAAUCAUUGCGAUUAUUUUAACAACCAACAUUGCAAGUAAUGUUCCAGAUAUAAUCCAGCAAAUCAAUCGUAAAAGUCAAUUAAAUUUAAAUAUAUUAAUAAACUUUGAAAGAACCACUAAUAAUACGGAAAAAUAUGAACAAUUUGUGAAGACCUCUCAAUUAGACGAAAUACCCAAGAUCAUUAUUACGGAGAAAAAUUACAAAGUAACAGCUUUAAAUAAAAAUUUUGGGGACCAAAUGUUAACAGUGGCUUGGAUAACUGACAAAAAUUGGUCUAACACCCUAAAGACUGUGGAUCAAUUGUUGUGGCAGCUGCAUUAUAAAGAUAUCUUCUUGAUAUAUCAAGGACUAUUAUCUACAUUCUAUAAUAUAUUCCAAAACUGCUGGAACUAUGGUUUUAUUUCGGUGUUAUUGUAUCACAAUAAUCAGCUAUAUAGCUAUCAUCCUUAUCCGCGCAUCAAGGUAGUAACACUAAACGAUGUUCAACAAUUUUAUGAUAAAACUCAUUUGCAAAAUUUCUUCGGUUAUGAAAUGGUGGUACCGGUAGUAGAAUUUCCCCCCGUCUGCUUCAGUUAUACCAAUACUAAGGGAGAGUUAAAGCGUGUGGGCUAUCUUUACAACUGGAUAGAAAUAUUUCUCAGACAUCAUAAUGCCUCCAUUAAACAUUAUUCAUUGAACAUAUGGCAGCCUAAUAUCAGUUUUGCUUAUGCUCAGAAAAUUCUAUAUGAAAUUAAUUUCAGUUUUGUGCCAAUGGUGGUGCAUAGAACUAAAAAUUAUUCCUCAAGUGUUGUUUUGACGGUAACCAAGACUGCAUUGAUAGUGCCCAGUAAUGUGGAAAUUUCUAGCAAUUUGUAUAUCUUCAAAACGUUUAGUAAACUUUUAUGGCUGAUUAUUCUCAUAUGUGUAGCUCUAUUUCUAACUCUAAUGAUUUCAGUGAAUAUCAUUUUCCACCAAAAACUUAAUUUUUGCGAGGCUUUUUUGAAUACCAUCAGUAUAAUACUCUUUCUCUCGAUAACUUUAAGGCGAGGCCAUAACCUAUUUAACUUCUAUUUAUAUUUGAUAUUUCUUGUCUACGGUUUGUUCUUUAGUAAUCUCUUUGACAGCAGUCUCUUCAGCUUAAUUACCUCUAAAGUUUAUGAACCGGAAUUACACCAACUAGAGGAUCUCAACCGCAAUAAAUUGCUGAUUUGGAAACAUUCAGCCGAUACUGAAGAUUUCCUAAAUAUGAGAAUACCCGAAUUCGUAAAGCAGCGUUUACACACUGGCAAUAACACCGUGCUAAGGAUUAAACGUGAAGAACUUGAUCCCUCCUAUAUUUAUACAGGCCAAGAGUAUUUAGUCGAUUAUAUCUUAUCGCAACAGCGUUUUAUGAAGCGACCUAAAAUGAAAAGACUAGAUCAGCCCAUAUCAUAUAAACCACUCUUCGUCACUGUCAGCCACCGUUCGCCGGUAAUCGAUCAAUUUAAUCGUUAUUUAUUUUAUAUAAGAGAGAAUGGCAUUAUGUUGAAAAUUUUUCGUGAUACAGAGUGGCAUGGCAUUUAUAGUGGCAGUUUGAGAAUACGUUUCGAUGAUGAAGUUUUGCGGGCUAUGACAAUUGAAUAUUUUGAAUACGCAUUUCUAAUAUGGAUUUGUGGUUUGUUGUGUGCUUUUAUGUGGUUUUUAAUUGAGUAUUUUCAUCGCAAUAUUUUGAACUUAAUGUUAAAUAUUGUUAAUAAAAUUGUAAAGUGA